AUGAGGGCUGGCGAAGGCCUGGACUUCUGGUCAUGCAGCGAUGCCUCGGUCGUGUGGCAUCGGCUGCGCGAGACCGUGAGAUACGUCACCUGGGACCCCACAUCGCCCUUGCGCACCUCCAUGGACAAACUUGCCCAGCUGGUGCCUCUCUGGCUCGAAGGACGCCCGGUCGAGGGGGGCCCUUGCGCUGCAGGCGAAGCCUUCUUCACGCUUCUGGACUUCCUCAUGUCUUCGGUCCAGCAGAUCCGCGACGAUGCCAGCUUCUCCAUGGACCGCUUGGUGGACGCCCUGAUCCUACUGCGCCUGAGGAUGCCGUCCAUUUCAGCCGCCAUGUUUUCAACCUGGCCCAUCUUUGGAGUUUUGGCUCUGGUGCAGCAGAAGCUGCUGCGUCUGGGGGGUGGCGGUGUCCCUGCCCACAGUGGCUUGGAGCAGCGGGAUGAGGCUAUGCCCUUUGGGGAGACGAUGGGUGCUUUCUCGAGCGUCUGCGAAGCGGGACAGGAGCUGCGAGGCAUCCUGAGUGACUGGCUGGAGACACUACCGCCGCCCCACAAGUCCAUACCUACGCUGCCGGGAACCGCUCGCCGGAGCGCCUGGCGCCUUACCCGCAAUGCGGCUGGCUGCAGCGGCCUGGAGCGGGCUGCUGCCCGUCUCGUCGCAGGCGGUCUGGUCCCGGCGGCCCCAUGGUACGUCUCCCUGGAGGAUCAGAACGUCUCUGCAUGGAGGUUCGACUUGCUUCGGCUUGAGAGGCUGCUGGACUGGAGCCUGACGACAGCGACCUGGAAUCAGCUCCUCUUCGCAGGUUGGCCCUUGCCUGCAAUCCUGCAUCGCCUUCAAGACGCCUACCUGCGGGAGGCAGUCUGCAGCGCCGCCGCUGAGGGCGGCUACGCGCUGAGGAGCCGGAGCAUGGGGGCGCGCGGCGUCUGGAUCUGCAUUGGGCGGGACGAAGAUUUGGCAGCAGAAAGGUGGCGAAUGCACGGUGAGUUCCCCGACUGCACGGCCAUCGCAGGGCUUCUGCGUGGCGAGGCCAAUGGUGGCUGCCUUUUUGCCGAUGUUGGCGCGAACCUCGGUUCAUGCUCUUUGCAGAUGGCUCAGGAGGGCUUCGAGGUGCUGGCUGUGGAGCCUGUGCCGUUGACGGCGGCGCUGCUGAUGGCUUCGGUGCUCCGCAACCACUUGGAAUCUCGCAUUCAGGUGGUGCAGGCUGCGGCUGGGCGGGGCGGCUCGGGCAGCCUCCGGUGCCCAGAGAAGCACUCGGCCGCCUGCGAGGUGGUGAGUGCUGAUCCACGCGAUGCGCUUCUGACGACGGUUUCGCUGGACAGCCUUGUGCAGCAGAGCCCGCGCAAACCUUUGUGCGCCGUGAAGAUUGAUGUUGAGGGCUCCGAGGAGGAGGUGCUUGCUGGUGCUGGACACAGCCUACGCCAUCGCCCAAGGCUUUUCUUAGAGAUCCAUGCGCUGCUGCUGCGCAAGCGGGGGACAUCUUCUGGCCGCGUUUUCGACAGGCUCUUGAUCGAGUUUGGGUACCGAAAUGUCCAGCUGCUGAGUGAGCACGGUCGCAGCUGUUUAUCGGCAUCGGUGAGGAGCUCGUUGGAAGGAGCCUGGCCUCAGGGUGGGGGCAUCUACGCGGAGCACUGGUGGCAGGGAGCCUCUGCUCUACCGGCCGGGCUCUUCCUAGAGCGGAAUGCCUGUAGAUGUGCGCGUGCCUGUUUCCUCCAACUCCGUCCAGGUCAACCCGGCUGCCGGUGCUGGGACUUCGUCGUCGCCACCGGUCGCUGCCAGAUGUACAGAAGCUGCGGGGCUCUGAACGGCACAGCGCUGGCCCACAGGGUCGGCUCCUGGGCAGGGGAACUAAGUGGAAACUUCGUCUUCAGCUGA
This is a messenger RNA of Symbiodinium natans, 1869 nucleotides long. The record is from the annotation of a GenBank genome assembly. Lineage: Eukaryota; Dinophyceae; Suessiales; Symbiodiniaceae.